AUGGCCGCGCCUUUGUCUCAGCCCACAGGGCAGAGUCCCCUAGCGAGUCCAGCAGGCUCCGUAGCCGCUGAGAUUCCUGUGCCACCAGAGACAACGCAGCAGGAAGAAGAGUUGCUGUUUGGUACUGGCCAGCCUGGUGGUCAGCAGACAGCUGGAGGCAACCCUUUUCAGGGUCUUGGAACUGCAGCAGCAACUCCUGCUGUUCCGACUGUCCAAGAACGCAUGCUGGAGAUGCUUGCGAAUAUGGUGCAACAGCAGCAAGAGCAGACGAAGCAGACGCAACAAAUGCUCUCUGCCAUGCUGCGAAGAAUGGACUUGGAAGACGAGAGGCGUUUCAAGGCCGAGCGUGAACGUGAGGAAGAAGCAAAGAAAGAAGCAGUUCCAGUCGCGAACCGUGACCCGUUUGCAACUUCGGGAACAGCAUCGGCAAGUAGCAGUUCAGGGCCGAAGCCGGCUGGAAGCGGUGGGAUGGCGUCCAACCGUGCAGACAAAUACCUGCCACAGCUGCCUGUCAUAGCCCAUCAAGAGAUGGGUAGAGACAGGAUGCGAGAAAUCGAGGCUUGGCAUGGUUUCUUGGAGACGCUGAGUUCAUGGUUGGCGCUGCAAGAUGAGGCCUACGUGAACAAUCUUCGACUCUGCAUAGGUGUAAAGGACGAGAUCCAACAGGACCGUUUGCCAGCUGACACCGCAGCACGGUCAGCGAAGCUGUUUUACCUGCUGUCGCAAAGUUUGGCCAAGUGGGAACGUGGUUUGGAGUUGCUUCGAAGCUGCAGCAAGAGACAGAACAUGUCUGCGACCGGCUACGAGGCAGUUCGCACCAUCCACAUGAACUACUCGAUAGUGUCCCGAAUGGAGGCGGUCUACGUGCGAGAGGCAUGCAUGAAGAUCCAUGCUAAGUGCGGCCACCUCAAGAAGCCCAUGGACAUCAUCCGACAUUUAGAGGAUGGCAUCGCCAAGGCAGAAGUGAAGCUGAGCAACUUUCCAGAGCUCAAGCUUACAGAAGCCGACCGUUGUUCCUUGCUGCAGGCCGUGUCGCACCAGGCGCGGCAGUAUGUAGCCCUUCACGGAAAUGCCCAGUCUUGGGGGGAGCUCACAAAGAGCCUCAAGUACUUCGAGGAACAGUUGAGGAUGUGUGAGCCCAUCCCGACUUCAUCGUCUCGGUCCAUGAACGAUGAUAUCCUUUGUGACUAUUGCGGUCGAAAAGGAAGUGCUUUCGUCAUCGUGCCGACGAAGUUAUGCAGGGACAAGCCGAAAGUACUUCUCGGCCCCUGGCUUGUGCAAAACGGCCCCAUUGAGGGAAGCCGAUGCGUUGAGCAAUUUGCCAAGAGGGCUCCACAGAAUGGCGCUGCUUUAUCUCUGGCUCAUGCAAGGGAUGAGCGACGGGGGCCUCCUCUGCUCUGGGAGCAUGGGGUCGUGCCGACGGCGCUCUGA
Messenger RNA from Symbiodinium natans, 1431 nucleotides. NCBI's taxonomy places the organism in Eukaryota, Dinophyceae, Suessiales, Symbiodiniaceae. The record is from the annotation of a GenBank genome assembly.